Molecule: messenger RNA, 4320 nt
Organism: Acanthoscelides obtectus
Lineage: Eukaryota; Metazoa; Arthropoda; Insecta; Coleoptera; Chrysomelidae
Source: the annotation of a GenBank genome assembly
CCAAAUUUUGCAUUAUUCUCUUAAUCUUCAGCAACGCUCGCAACUCAAUAGCGUCUGUCUUUCGGAAAAUUUAUAAAGUUUGUUAACUCUAAGCAUAAUACGUUGAUGAUAACUCAUAGCUGGAAAGAAAACUCGAUAGUUCUAUAGAUUAAAUUGACAUUUCACGUGUAUCUAUUUACUCUAAGGCGCAGGAUUAACACCGCACAUCCAGGGCUUCUUUCACUGUAUAGCCAAGAUAAUGGAAUGUAAAAUGCUGCUGCUUCAGUAAAGCGCAAAAUGGUGAGGUCAGUUAAACAAAUAAAGUGCAAUAUUUGAAAAUCUCUUGGGAAUCGUAAACUUUAAUAUGCCGGAAUAAUAUCUGUUUGAGAUGGCCGAAAAAUUGUAUGAAUAUCAGGGAUGCAUAGGGUGGUUGCAUGGCUUUAAGGAUAAUUUGAAAGAGAAAUAUUCCCAUCUUAAAGAGAAUGGUUUAAGUUGUUUGAAUGAGAAGUUAAGUGGUCGUGGUGAGAUAGAUGUUAACAGCGAGGAUUUUUCUCAUCUUUACAGAAGGAAAACAAGAAAAGAACUAGUGCGCAUUUCAGCCGCUGUGAUGGGCAUAGAAUUUUCUUACGCUGCAGAAACGGCCUUUGUUUCACCAACACUUCUGAAAAUUGGCGUAGAACACAAACAUAUGACGCUCGUGUGGGCUCUGUCGCCGCUCAUCGGGUUCUUUUUGACUCCGAUUCUGGGCUCAUUGAGUGACAGGUGUCAUCUGAGCUUUGGUAGGAGGAGACCCUUCAUUUUGGCUAUGUCUCUGGGCGUUUUCCUAGGUCUCAUCUUAGUUCCAAAUGGUGAAUAUCUAGGCUACGCAAUGGGUGAUCCAAGACCUUCAAAUAAGCUCACUAAAGUAGCCGCUCACAAAAUUAGUGCAUCCUCAAAAAGCGUACCUAUCACCAGCGACAUGACCAGAACUAUAGCAUUAAAUGAAACAGAACCUCUACCGAGAUCGACUGUACCUUCACACGAACUGCCCCCAUUGUAUCAUUCUUGGGGUGUUUUCUUCACCAUCCUUGGAACAGUUUUGUUGGAUUUUGACGCAGAUGGUUGCCAAAGUCCGGCUAGGGCGUACCUUUUAGAUGUUACUGUACCAGAGGACCAUGCUCGUGGUCUGAGUACUUUCACUAUAAUGGCUGGACUAGGAGGAUUUUUUGGGUAUGCUCUUGGUGGAAUAAACUGGGAUGUUACCUUUAUUGGAAAACUUUUGGGAGGCCAUGUUCGAGCAGUAUUCACUUUGAUCACAGUGAUUUUUGUGGUAUGUGUGACUUAUACGGUCACCAGCUUCAAAGAAAUCCCACUGGGCCUCUUGGAGCUCAAAGCAGAUCAUUCUGAAUCAAUACCUUUCGAGAGCUCUGAAGAAGGAAACGCCAGAAGAGUCAAAGCUUAUGGAACUUUGAAAGAUGAUACUGGGGAGGAAUAUGAUGGAGAUAGCUCAUAUCAGAAUAUUCAAAAUGGUGACCAAAUGCAAGAGCCUCUACAUCAGGUCUAUGAAACUCCAAGAAAAAGUAUUGCUCCAAACCCAAAUGCUUCCUUCUUGAUAUACUUACAGAGUAUCAUUUACAUGCCACAUUCCAUUAGGAUGUUGUGUCUUACAAACCUAUUUUGUUGGAUGGCACAUGUUUGUUACUCUCUGUAUUUUACCGAUUUUGUUGGAGAAGCAGUAUACUUAGGGAAUCCAGUAGCGAGUGAAGGUACUGUGGAAAGGGAACUCUAUGAAUCGGGAGUACGUUUUGGAUGUUGGGGCAUGUCUAUGUACUCCUUGUCAUGCGCUUGUUAUUCUUCUGUCAUAGAAACAUUCAUUACUAUGUUUGGAGCUAGGCGGGUAUAUGUUGGUGGACUGCUAGUCUAUUCGACAGGGAUGUUUCUGAUGGCUGUCAGCAAGCAUGUAGUUGGUGUCAUACUGUUUAGUUGGACAGCUGGGGUCAUGUAUUCUACUUUGUUCACAAUGCCUUAUUUGAUAUUGGCACACUACCAUUCUACCGGUGUGUUUGAACAGCCUACAGAAGGAGAUCAGCCAAAGUGCCUGAGCCAAAUCCGUGGUCUUGGAACUGAUGUGGCCAUCGUUUCAAGCAUGGUGUUCCUGGCGCAGUUCCUGUUAUCCAUGUGUAUGGGCACAAUAGUUAGCGUGAGUGGAACUACCACAGCUGUGGUAGCUGUGGCUAGUGCUUUGGCAUUUUGCGGGGCUAUCUCAGCUACUAGAGUUGUCUAUGUCGAUCUUUAACGGAAAACGAAAUCACAUUAUCCCUGAUAAUAUGUAUACAGUAUUUUAGCACUAACACUCUACAACUGAAGUAUCUUAGGGAAGUCGCUGUAAAUAGCAACAGUGAUUCGGGCCUGUCCAUUCGUAAAAGCCACCCAAAACCUUAUGGGGAAUGGCUUUCGGAUAUUUUUUCAAAUUCAGUUGUAGAUCUCAACAUGUAGAAUAAUAGUGUUCAGGGGCCUAAACCUUUCCCAGUUAGAAUUUCUGAGGACCACCAUGCUGGGCUUCUGUAUCCAAUCAUUUACAACAAAUAGAUUUUGGUUUCGAUAAACAAUAUGGAAUAGCUGUUUAUUUAUUCAUGUUCGUAUCAUCAUGUCUCCUAGCCGUUUCAUCAGCAACGCAAUUCUGACUUACAUGGGUUGUGUAUUGCUCUGAGAUACAAACUUUUCCAAAAAUCGGACUGCACUGUAUUGUGGGAAUAUAUUUCAAAAAUUUUCAGUACUAUACAUGAUAUCCCACUACAGAGCUGGAUGUUGGGUGAUGUUUUUAAUAGAUACCAUAUUUUUUAUUUUAUAUUCAGAUAGCCCUAAAGACUGCUGCGUUUUUUCGAGUUUUUCUUUGAAACAGAGGUUGUCUAAGAAACGCUGAAAGUUGUUCGAUUCCGGUUCUCUCAAAUGCACAUAAUUGAUGAUUAGGGCAACCAGUGUAUUUUAAUAUACCCACUAUGUGUGAAUUCAUUUUAGAUACCUAGCCAAAUGUGUUUUAUGGCGAAAUUGAGGGAUUUCGUUUUAAAAACCUAGGUAUUAGUGGCCGAUAUACAGGUUAACAUAGAGAUGUGACAAUGACUGAAAAAAAACCUUUUUAGGUAGGUAUCAAUUAAUUUGUGGAAAAUCGAUUUUCUCUAUUAGUUGACAAACUGCGUGCUUUUUUAUAUGAUAAUAAAAUUAACAGAGCAGCAUUGACAAUUUAUCAUAAUAAAAACCAAGUCAGAUAAAUAUAAAAUAAUCAAAACUGCGGUCUCCUGAUGUAACAAGUAAAAGACAAAUAUAAAGGUUUUUCAGUGUACACAUAUUAUUAGAAUUACAUAAACAAGAUGAGUACAACAGAAACAUUAAAAAAUUUAAAAUACUAAACAAAACUGGUUUGUGAACUUCAAACAAUAAAAUAUUACGAAUAAUUAUUCUCAGACUUUUUGAUAUUAUAUUAUAUUUUUAAAUAGCGGCGAACAUCUUGGAUUUGCUUUUUUAUGGUGUAUUGAAUUUAUAAAGUCAAGUCUUUCCAUUUGAUACUCAUACUGAAGAGGCUUGAUUAAUAAUCUCUCGCGCCAUCUUGUAGCGGGCCUAUAAACGUAAUGGAUUUUCAAUAUUGGUGGACCAGUGAACCUGCUGGUAGUGAUGGUAAAAUAAGAAAGUAAAAUAGGUAUCAACCAGUUAUACGCUUACUGUAUACGGAUUCAGUCUGCCCAACUUGAAUGGCAUGUAUCUCGAAGACUACUCGUGGAAAACUUUGGGGGCGAAUCAUGGACACUUUUUGAGUAUAUAUUGAGAUCUACAACAUACUAAAUUUAAAAAAAAAUUAGUCAUCAUAACGUUUCAGCGGGGUCGACGAGAUCGACAUUACUUGGCUAGCGGUACCAUCAAUACUCCCUGUGAGGUUUGAGUUGGGUGAUAUGGUGGUAGCCUAUACUCUAUACUAUACAUAUAAUAUCUGAGUUGACAAAAGGAAAUAUUUUUAACAAAAAUGUCAACAAAUACACCACUUAUUUAGCUUUGUAAAGCAGCGUGCAUACUAAUGACGAUAUAUCUAGUUGAAAAUAAUUGAAUAAAAAUAUAUUUUUUAACUCAUUCAGAUUUACAGGUAUGUUUGGAUUUCUUUGGACUUCCAUAUGACUAGUAUUAUUCCUGUGACAAAACAGUUUUAACCAGGACAUAUAAUGAGUAUCGCAAGCCACUUAGUUAUUUUUAUAGCUUAGGCGAAUUUUCUAGAUUAAGAGUAGACUAAGAUUUAUUUUGUUCAUAUUAUUUAUCAUCGAUUCAUUUUUGUAGUUGCAGUUUAUAAUUGCUAUUAAUUUCAUAUAAAUAUUAAAU